AUGAAGAACCAUAACUACAGUUUAUUUGAGGUUUAUGAAAUAAAAGAUGAGACUUUUGAAUUUUAACUAGUCAAAGAAUAUGAACUCUAUAUAAAUAAAUCUGUAUUAGGGGAAGGGUGCUUUCAUAAAGUUAAUUUAGCCAUUUAAAAAAGAGAUUUUGUUGAAUCAUAAUAAAGUGAUGGAUUCCUGCUUAUUAAAGAGAAAAGUAUAGAACCUAAAAAAUGGGUUGUAAAAAAAGUUAAAUCUUAUGAAAAUUUAUAAGAAGUCCCUUAUGAUAUUGCUAAGCAGUAAAUUGCACUAAAACUUGCUGAUGCAUUUAAUGAAUUGUUAAGAAGAAGAUCAAAAAGCUUAGAUAUAUUUGUGAGGUACGUUAAGCCUUACUUAGCAGUUCCAUUAUUCAAUGAAGAGCAUAAAUAUGUUUAUGAGCUAGAGGAAUAUUAAGACACAAAAGAAGACAAUGGUUUUUAUAUUUUCAAUAGACCAACAGGUAAUAUUGAUUAAAAUAUGAAUUAACAUCCUCAUUUGGGGAUAGUAAGGCUUCCUCAUACAUUUAGCCAUUGGACUUAUGUGAUAACUAACGGUUUAGUGAUGAUUACUGAUGUUCAAGGGUGGAAAGUCAAUAUUGGUCAAUAUGUAUUUACAGAUCCAGUCGUGUUUUCUAAUAUAGAGGGACUACUUGGAAAAAUUGACUGGGGUUAAAGUGGAAUGAAAAAUUGGCUCAAUAAGCACAAAUGUAAUGACAUGUGUAUAAAGUUAAGACUUGAUACCAUGAAUCCUGAUAUUACCCUUAUUGAAUAGCUUUAAAUUUACCUUGACAAAUUUGCAAGCAAAGAGAUCUAGGAGAUUAUGUUUGACCUCAAAAUAUUAACUGGCUAGAGAUUUAAAGAGAGUAACUAUAAUUUUUGA
Stylonychia lemnae is the source of this 906-nucleotide messenger RNA. NCBI's taxonomy places the organism in Eukaryota, Ciliophora, Spirotrichea, Sporadotrichida, Oxytrichidae. The record is from the annotation of a GenBank genome assembly.